AAUAAAUUCUGCCGUACAAGGUCUGCAAAAGGGACGCGGCUCGAAGCUGACCUUUCUCAAGGACCAUGAAUUUCAAACUUCUAAUAUACAUUUCGAUAUGAUGUCCUUAACUCCUAGUCCAACAGCUAUUCUUAAUACUCUGUGCAAAGAGUUUCUUCAUGCUAAUGUAACUGCCAUCCUUUACAUGAUGAAUUAUGAGUCGUAUGGACGGAGCACAGCUUCUGCACAAUAUUUCUUGCAAUUGGCUGGGUAUCUAGGCAUCCCGGUGAUUUCAUGGAAUGCUGAUAAUUCUGGACUUGAACGUCGUGCUUCACAGUCAGCAUUGCAGCUACAACUUGCUCCUAGUAUAGAGCAUCAAAGUGCUGCAAUGCUAAGUAUAUUAGAACGAUACAAAUGGCAUCAAUUUUCGGUUGUAACGUCACAAAUUGCUGGUCAUGAUGAUUUCGUUCAAGCUGUUCGUGAGCAAGUAGCUGCGAUGGAUCAUUUUAAAUUUACAAUUCUCAAUUCGAUCAUCGUCACACGACCAAGCGAUCUACUGGAGUUAGUAAAUAGUGAGGCACGCGUUAUGUUGCUUUAUUGUACUAAAAGCGAAGCAAUAGAAAUUCUACAUGCUGCAGAGGAGUUACAGAUAACUGGUGAAAACUAUGUAUGGGUAGUCACACAAAGCGUGAUCGAAAAUACCCAAACGCAUCCACAGUUCCCCGUGGGUAUGUUAGGCGUUCACUUUGACACUUCUUCUGGAGCGCUGGUAAAUGAAAUAGCGACUGCUAUUCGUGUGUAUGCUUACGGCGUGGAGUAUUACUUGAAUGACGUCAAAAAUACUGGGCGACGAUUGGACACUCAUCAACUUUCCUGUGAAGAUCAAGGCCGAGGUCGGUGGGACAGUGGUGAAGUAUUUUUUAAAUAUCUGCGUAACGUUUCGCUUGAAAGUGAAUCAAAUAAGCCGAACAUCGAAUUCACCGCCGAUGGUGACUUAAAGUCUGCCGAGUUGAAAAUAAUGAAUUUACGCCCGAGUGUCAACAGUAAAGGACUAGUAUGGGAAGAAAUCGGCGUUUGGAAAUCAUGGCAACAGCAAAAACUCGAUAUUCGUGACAUCGCAUGGCCGGGAAAUUCGCAUACACCACCGCAAGGUGUGCCAGAAAAGUUUCAUCUGAAAAUAACGUUUUUGGAAGAAGCGCCGUACAUCAAUCUAUCGCCAGCGGAUCCUGUUAGUGGUAAGUGCCUGAUGGACCGGGGAGUCCUAUGCAGAGUGGCUGCAGAUCAUGAGAUGACUGAUAUCGAUAUGGGUCAGGCACACAAGAAUGGAUCUUUUUACCAGUGUUGUAGCGGUUUUUGUAUAGAUCUGUUGGAGAAAUUUGCAGAAGAGCUAGGAUUCACCUAUGAGUUAGUACGUGUGGAGGAUGGCAAAUGGGGUACGUUGGAAAACGGCAAAUGGAAUGGGUUGAUUCAUGAGUUAGUCAAUCGUAAAACGGAUAUGGUACUGACUUCUCUAAUGAUAAAUGCUGAACGCGAGGCGGUCGUGGAUUUUAGUGAACCUUUUAUGGAAACAGGAAUUGCUAUUGUAGUGGCGAAACGAACUGGUAUAAUAUCACCCACCGCUUUCCUCGAACCUUUCGAUACUGCUUCAUGGAUGUUAGUGGGAAUUUUUGCCAUUCAGGCUGCUACUUUCAUGAUAUUCCUAUUCGAAUGGUUGUCACCCAGUGGAUAUGAUAUGAAAACAGUUUUACAAAACGGCCAAUCAACGCCGUACCGGUUUUCUUUGUUCCGUACGUAUUGGUUAGUUUGGGCCGUGCUAUUUCAGGCUGCGGUACAUGUGGAUUCACCGCGCGGUUUCACUUCACGUUUCAUGACCAAUGUAUGGGCUAUGUUUGCUGUUGUGUUUCUCGCUAUCUAUACUGCAAACUUGGCUGCGUUCAUGAUAACGCGAGAAGAGUUCCACGAAUUCACGGGGCUGGAUGACUCGCGUCUCUCGCAUCCGUUUUCGCAUAAACCUACAAUUAAAUUUGGUACUAUUCCAUGGAGUCACACUGACUCGACAAUAUCGAAAUAUUUUAAGGAAAUGCAUUACUACAUGAAACAAUACAACCGAUCGAGUGUGGCAGACGGUGUAACGGCUGUACUCAGCGGCCAUCUUGAUGCAUUUAUUUAUGAUGGAACUGUUCUAGAUUACCUCGUGCAGCAAGAUGAAGAUUGCAGAUUACUCACUGUUGGCCAAUGGUAUGCCAUGACCGGUUAUGGUUUGGCCUUUAGUCGUAACUCCAAAUAUGUAGGCAUGUUCAACAAGAGACUUUUAGAGUUUCGAGCAAACGGUGAUCUCGAACGGCUUCGUCGCUUCUGGAUGACUGGCACUUGUAGGCCAGGGAAACAAGAGCACAAAUCUUCAGAUCCGCUUGCAUUAGAGCAGUUUUUAUCUGCCUUUUUGUUACUGAUGGCUGGUAUAUUGCUCGCUGCAUUGUUGCUUCUACUAGAACAUCUUUAUUUUAAAUAUUUCCGUAAACGAUUGGCAAAGAAGGAUCGUGGGGGUUGUUGUGCCCUUAUAUCCCUUAGUAUGGGGAAAUCGUUGACGUUUCGUGGAGCUGUGUAUGAAGCCACGGAAAUACUACGUCGUCAUAGAUGCAAUGACCCUAUUUGCGAUACACAUCUUUGGAAGGUAAAGCAUGAGCUCGAUAUGAGUCGGUUGCGCAACCAGCAUCUUGAAAAGACGAUGCAAGCACAUGGAAUAAAACCUCCACAAGUUAAGCUGGGAUCCACCAGCGAUAUAAUUGGCAUCACGGGAUCGGCAAGCACGCGUGGUCAAAUUAUUGAUGUCUGUCAACAAUCGCAUCUGUUCGGCAAUUUGAGCCUGGGUGGAAGUGCACAAGAUCUUUAUCGUUGGUCCUAUAAGACGGAGAUUGCUGAGAUGGAAACGGUUCUGUAA
Molecule: messenger RNA, 2917 nt
Organism: Anopheles moucheti
Lineage: Eukaryota; Metazoa; Arthropoda; Insecta; Diptera; Culicidae
Gene: Nmdar2
Product: glutamate receptor ionotropic, NMDA 2B
Exons: 4
Coding region: 98-2917 (939 amino acids)
Biological process (GO): monoatomic ion transport; modulation of chemical synaptic transmission; synaptic transmission, glutamatergic
Cellular component (GO): postsynaptic membrane; plasma membrane
Molecular function (GO): NMDA glutamate receptor activity; transmitter-gated monoatomic ion channel activity involved in regulation of postsynaptic membrane potential
Source: RefSeq, a predicted model, not a curated record